GCUUUUUGCAUUGAAAAUACAACUGUGGUUCUGCUUGAAAUGUAAAUGUACCCGGAGCCCGGCAGAGGAGAAGGAGGAGGGUGACAACUACUACAAGAACUUGGGCACCCCGCCCCCCCGGGCCUGGUUCCUGCCGCCCGCCUGCCUGGCGCACUGCAUUCGCCUGGCCAUGAUCCGAUUCAGAGUCAAGGUGUUUCAGAGCUUGGAGGAUCAUCACCUGGAAGUGGUUUCCUUUUUCCGGGAGAACGGUUUUCACGGCCUCAUUGCCCAUGACUCUGAAUAUGCUUUGUGUAACAUCCCAUCCUACUACAGUUCCCAUGCUCUUAAGCUUAGCUGGAAUGGGAAGAAUCUGACCACCAACCAAUUUCUAAUGCAGGAAGUGGCCAAGCAGCUUGGCCUGAAGAUGAGCAUUUUCCCCAUCUUUGCUGCCCUCUUGGGUAAUCAUAUUCUUCCUGAUGAAGACUUAGCUGCAUUUCACUGGAGCUUGCUGGGACCAGAUCAUCCUCUUGCAUCUUUGAAGGUCCGUGCCCACCAGCUCGUCCUACCUCCGUGUGAUGUAGUGAUAAAAGCCGUUUCUGAAUAUGUGGCAACAAUCAAAGACUCCUCUAAUUUGGACACAGUGGGGAAAGAGAUUUUCAGACAUUCUCAGUCCAGGACAGAAGAUAAGAUCGAACGAUUUAAAAAAGCUGUGGAAUAUUACUCGGUUGCAACCAAACAGCGUCCACCCCAAAUGAAUCCGUCGCCUUUUGUUGGGUACCCUCCCAAUCAGUUUGGAGUACCUCCUCUUCCUCAUAACCAGAUGGGAGGAAUGCAUGUUGGGAAGCCCAUGUUUGGCCAUCAGAUGCCCGCAAAGUUUCCGUAUCAGCAUCACCCGUUUCACCCAGGACCCAACUCUGGUUUUGUGUUCCCUCAUCACCCCAUGGGAGACCUUUCUCACUUUCAUGACGACCACCUUCUGAAAGGGGGACCAUUCUCAGGCUGGUCCGUACCUUACGACACAACUGCUGCUAAGUUCCCCAAUCACCUGACUAUGAAGCCUUCUCAUUCAUCUGGCCAUGAGUCGUCACCGUCUUCUUCUGAUGAAGAUCAGAAUGGUGCAGCAUCAAAUCAUGUCACUGACGCCCGACAGCACAAGACUAAUUGGGAUGAGUCCUCUGGAGAGAAAAUGACACAGAACUGGGGCCAUCAGUCCGGAUCUGGAGAAUCCCAACAAAAUAUGGGGCAAAAUGAACCGCAGAUUCCAUCCCUGCUGUCCAUGGCAACCAGAAACCACAUGGAUAUCACUACACCACCGUUGCCUCCUGUGGCUCCUGAAGUACUACGAGUGGCAGAACACAGACAUCGGCGGGGUCUCAUGUACCCCUACAUUUAUCAUGUCCUCACCAAGGGUGAGAUUAAAUUGCCAGUGUGCAUAGAGGAUGAAUGCAACACUGAUCUCCCCCCUGCUACCAUUCUUUUCCGCCCAGCACGCCAGUAUGUGUACGGAGUCUUAUUCAGCCUGGCUGAGACUCAGAGGCGGCUUGAGCGGCUAGCCAUGCGCAGGCGUAUGCCAUUGGAUGUUCCGCCAGUGAUAAUCAAGGAAUGGUCAGCCUAUAAAGGGAAGUCACCUCAGACUCCAGAGUUGGUAUCGGCCUUGACCUUCAGAGAAUGGACUUGUCCUAACUUGAAGAAACUGUGGCUGGGCAAAGCUGUAGAGGACAAAAACCGCCGAAUGAGAGCUUUCCUGGCCUGUAUGAAGGCUGACACACCCAGCAUGUUGAAUCCAGCUAAUGUGCCCACACAUCUCCUCCUCAUGUGCUGUGUGCUCCGGUAUAUGAUGCAGUGGCCUGGAGGAAGAAUAUUACUUAGGCAUGAGCUGGAUGCAUUUCUAGCACAGGCUGUAUCUGCACAACUUUAUGAGCCAGACCAGCUGCAGGAGCUCAAGAUUGAGAAACUGGAUGCUCGAGGUGUGCAGCUCGCAGCUCUCUUUAUGAGUGGAGUGGACACUGCAUUAUUUGCCAAUGAUGCCUGCGGCCAGCCGGUUCCUUGGGAGCACUGCUGUCCAUGGAUUUACUUUGAUGGGAAGCUGUUCCAGAGCAAGCUCAACCGAGGAGGCAGGGAGAAGGCACCUUUAAUUGAUCUUUGUGAUGGUCAGGCAGAGCAGGCAGCCAAAGUGGAGAAGAUGAGACAGAGCAUCUUGGAGGGGAUCAAUCUAAACCGCCAACCUCCUCCACCACUUCUGCCUCCACCACCUUUCAUGCCCCCAAUGAUGCCACCCUUUUACCCCGUUCCACUAUAUCCUAGGGCUAUGGGUUCUAUGCCCCCACCUCCUCCUGGAAGAAACCGAGGUUUUUCGGGUGUUCAUCCUAUUCCACCACAAGGGGGCAAGCUGGAGAUUGCUGGUAUGGUUGUUGGUCAGUGGGCAGGCAGUAAACCUUCCCGUGGCCGGGGAGCUUUUGGAAUGCAGGUGGUCUCAGUUGGGGGUCCAGGAAAAGGGCGUGGAAGAGACCCUGCUGCUGCCGCCGCCGCUGCUAAUAAAAUGGCAAAAACAAACAAAAAAGUAAGCAAGCAGGGGUCAGCAGACAGCCGCAGCCCCUCUCAAGUCAACGGGACCAGUGGAAGCACUGUUACAGAGGAAGAAUCCAGCUCACAAACUAUAGCAUGUGCCUUAUCCAGAGAAUGCAGUGAUCCUUGCAGCAAUGGCAAUGCCUCUCACUUUACCGCAAUAAGUAGUGAAGGCGGGGACAACUGCCGUGAUGACAAACUGGGUCCAACUGCCCUCCAAAAGGAGGAGUGAGCAGUGCAAGGACAAUACAAGGCACGCAUUGGAGGAAGAGAGUGCUCGAGGGAGGUACCCCCAAAUACAUAAACAAAUAAAUUGCAGAGGGUUUUCCUAUUGCCAUAGUAAAAUGAAAUCUUAGUCCUACAGAUGUUGAAUGACACAUGUCAACAUCUGCCCCUA
Messenger RNA from Nanorana parkeri, 2941 nucleotides. RefSeq names its product family with sequence similarity 120C (gene FAM120C). Lineage: Eukaryota; Metazoa; Chordata; Amphibia; Anura; Dicroglossidae. The record is from RefSeq and is a predicted model, not a curated record. The transcript is spliced from 16 exons. The annotation marks the transcript as partial. Gene Ontology annotation, cellular component: nucleus.